AUGGCCAGUUUCUGGUCAGAGUGUGCCUGGGACCAUGGACUUCCGUUGUUACAUACCAUGUGCCCCACGUUGCGUCUUUUGCUAUUGCCAUUAUACCGAAUCGUCGCUGCCGGGCCUAUCGUGUAUCCCACAGGAGGUAUCACUUUUAUUCUCAAAACACCAAUGUAUCGGCCUCAGUACGGAGACUAUUGUACCCAGGCAGGAGGCCCGCUAGUCGACGUCCCCUGCAUGGUUACUGUGUAUGGUACAGCGGGCAGCGAGUGUAUUCAAGCGCCUAGGAAGUACAGACGGUCUGUUAUCUGCCGCAAGCUGAUCCGUAUGGAAGAGAUUAUCAAAGCCUAUUGA
Plenodomus lingam JN3 is the source of this 345-nucleotide messenger RNA. RefSeq lists its product as uncharacterized. NCBI's taxonomy places the organism in Eukaryota, Fungi, Ascomycota, Dothideomycetes, Pleosporales, Leptosphaeriaceae. The record is from RefSeq and is a predicted model, not a curated record.